Molecule: messenger RNA, 1519 nt
Organism: Dromaius novaehollandiae (emu)
Lineage: Eukaryota; Metazoa; Chordata; Aves; Casuariiformes; Dromaiidae
Gene: RPF2
Product: ribosome production factor 2 homolog
Exons: 10
Coding region: 126-1049 (307 amino acids)
Biological process (GO): ribosomal large subunit assembly; maturation of LSU-rRNA from tricistronic rRNA transcript (SSU-rRNA, 5.8S rRNA, LSU-rRNA)
Cellular component (GO): nucleolus
Molecular function (GO): rRNA binding
Source: RefSeq, a predicted model, not a curated record
CUCCGCCCCGCCCGGCCCGCGCAUGCUCACCACCACUCCCGGCGGCCGUGACGUUACGGGAGGCGCUUGCAGCCGGGCGGUGGGGCGCGCACGCGGGCCGGGGGUGGGCCUGGGCGGCGGCGGCCAUGGAGGCGCUGGACCGCGUGCUAAAGCCUAAAACUAAGAGAGCAAAAAGGUUUCUUGAGAAGAGAGAACCCAAACUCACAGAAAAUACGAAAAAUGCUAUGCUUAUAAAAGGAGGAAAUGCAAACUUAACAGUGACUGAAGUGCUUAAAGACAUUUAUGCUGUGAAGAAGCCUUUUGCUGUACUGUAUAAAAAGAAAAAUAUUACCAGACCUUUUGAGGAUCAAACAUCAUUGGAAUUUUUUUCGAAGAAAUCGGACUGUUCAUUGUUUCUGUUUGGAUCUCAUAACAAGAAGCGACCUAAUAACUUGAUAAUAGGUCGCAUGUUUGAUUAUCACGUCUUAGAUAUGAUUGAGCUAGGCAUUGAGAAGUUUGUAUCUCUAAAAGAUGUCAAGAACAGUAAAUGUCCUGAAGGAACAAAACCUAUGUUGAUAUUUGCUGGUGACAUAUUUGAUUUAAAUGAAGAAUACAGAAGACUGAAAAGCCUUCUUAUUGAUUUCUUCAGAGGUCCUAACGUGCCCAGUAUUCGUCUGGCUGGUUUAGAAUAUGUUCUGCAUUUCACAGCUGUAGAUGGCAAAAUUUAUAUGCGAAGCUAUAAAGUGCUUCUGAAGAAAUCUGGCUGUAAAAUACCAAGGAUUGAACUGGAAGAGAUGGGACCUUCAUUAGAUCUGGUUAUGAGGAGAACACACUUAGCUUCAGAUGACCUUUAUAAGCUGUCUUUAAAACAACCCAAAGCCCUGAAAGCUAAGAAGAAAAAGAAUAUCUCCCAUGAUGUCUUUGGUACAACUUAUGGUCGAAUCCACAUGCAGAAGCAAGAUCUUGGUAAACUACAGACGAGGAAAAUGAAGGCGUUAAAAAAGAGGCCAGCAGAGAAGUCAGUUGAAGAAGAUGGUGGGAGUAGUCCCAAGAAAACAAAAUCUGCUUGAUAGUCUGGAACAGCUCUGAAAACUCUUCAUACCUUCAAAUUUAGUAUAUAUUCUGGAAUAUAUAUGUGUCAGACAUGGAAGAUUCAGCUGCAACUAGCUUAGUUUUAUAUAAAAAAAAUCUUUUUAAUGACUUGUCAUUUGAAAGUGAAUGUAGGGAUAUUGAGCUUUAAAGUGGAAUUUGGUUAUUAAAAGAAGUAAUGUGAUAUAACUCAGUUUUCCAAAGCUGAAUAUUUCUUCUACUGGUGUUAGCAAACAUAUGCUAGUUAAGCAGGUGACUUAUUUCCCAAACAGCUUUAUGGCUGUUAUGUUGGGAACCCUUGAUCAAUCAACUCAUCUUAAAAAUUCUGUCCAGGACCAAAGUAGUAUAUAUGCAUAAUUUAUGCGACAUGACUUUGGGGUUCAUUUAUUGUUUAUGUAUUUCAGUUUUUGCACAACUACAAUAUUCAAUAAACUAUAAAACAUUUUCUUAA